AUGAGCCACCAAACCUGUAUGAGUUUACCACAUAAACACAAUGUGCUGAAGACAUCCGUCAAUCAAGGGAAAGGAAAACCUAAGUCUUGUCCUACAACCUCUACCAACGCCAGGUGCGAUGCGGUGACCUAUAGUAAAGUGAGGACAUCGUCCCAAAAAGUGAAGCGUUUCAAAACCAGGAAGGAGAGGAAUCAGAUUCGAGGUUUGGAGAGAAACGGAUCUCACGCAUGCCCUCAACAUAGCAGAAAGGUUGGCAGUGGGAAAUCACAGCAUCAUGGGUUCCACCAAAGCCAUUCAGUCGUUUCAUCUAGGAAAGAAAAGACGUUCGCUAAGCCAUUUGUUACCCAGAAGCCAAGCAUCAUAACUGCAGGACGCCUCACCUCCAUCCGAGGUCUUUUCAGCCAUGAGAUUAGAUCUUUAGACAUUGAGAGACUAGUAAGUGAUCAACUAAAGAAUGAGAAGCAGAGAAAAGAUCACAGAAAACAAGUUACAUCUCCGCUGCCUCCUCAUCCGCCCGAUCCAGUGCCUGAAUCAGACCAAGACUGCGCUCUUGAUGAAGUACAGGAGCCACAGGAAUUAGAAAAUAAUGCAUCAUCAUAUGUAAGAGCAAAGAAAAGUUCAGAUAAAGAAAAUGCCUUUCAGACUAAUAAAGAAGUCACGGUACACAUGGAAUCAUCUACACAUAGAAAGAAAAGCAAAAAAGAAGAUACAAAUAUCAACUCAAGGCCUGAUAGUUCAAAUAGCCCUAAUGGAUCUUAUGAGCUUUGGUCAUCAUCUGCAAACAAACUGCCAUAUCAGUUAUGUUCCACUCCUGUCAAAGGCAUCAAGAUUUACUCUGAUUUUCCAGAAAUAGACUCUCCCAUAUCACCACAUGAAAAUAACAAAGUAAACAUUGAAGUUCCACCAAACAAAAGUGAUCCUUCUUUAUCUGAACUUGACUCUGGGACUGGUACAUUGACAUGUAAUGGUCCUGAAAGAGAGCAGAUAUCGGUGUCUGUCAGGGAAGCUGUGAAAAAGCUGUCAGCACGUGUGUGCCAAACACUUGAGCUUAAUGUUCCCAAACGCUCCCUGCUGACAGAAUGUAGAGAGGUGCUACUGAAGACUCUACAAAAAACACACAGCUUCCAUCUACAGGAUAACCUGCGCAAGCUACAUUCAUUAAAAAAUGGGAAGCAGACCGACAGUUUUGGUUCAGGACAGACUCAUGAAGACUGCUCAUAUGUACAUUUUAGCCAUGGAGUGAAAAAUGAGGAUAGUGAACACAGCAGGAAUAUGGAAAUAUGGAAAGACCAUUUUACACAACAAGAGGAAGUUAAGCAAGACUUGGACAGAGAUGCAUCCAUGAAGAAGCGCAGAGUACAAGCUGAGAGGAUCUUAUCCCCUCCAGUCUCAAUAAUACAACCAUUUCAAUCACAUACAGAAAUGUUUGAUCAGUUGAGGACAGCUAGAUUGUCUCGGGAUUGCUUCAGAACUCAGCAUUAUCCCAGCACACCUGUCUUUCGGCAGGACAAGUAUGCCUCUCCCAUAUCCAGCGUCCCCACUUGGACCAGUCAUCCUUAUGAACCCGGUUUCCAACAGCUGUUCGGGGAUUCACAGAGGAAAUGUGAAAGUACGAAAAAUGUAGGUUUCGAUCUCAUCUCUCACCAGUGGAAAGAAAACACAGAUCCUUUGUUUAAUUCAUAUUACAAAUACCAGAAUACAGAACAGAAACCACAGGAGACAUUUUUGGGACGGUCAAGCUGCUGGUCUGAUCAACUGCAAGUUCAGGAUGUAAGAGAACGGUGGGCUCCCAUCUCAUUCUCAGCAUCCUUUCCCUCAGAAGGGUUUCGAUAUAAGCCCUAUUAUCGCUUUCCACAUCCAUCUAACUCUCAACAUGGGUCAGAUUUGCUUGAUAUGAAUCUUUAUCACAGAUCCAAUACAGAUAGUGUACUUUAUCGUCAUUGGGAAUGAUAUGGUUAAACUAAAAACAGGUCACAGUUGGAUAAACAACAAGUUUCUGCUUUGAGUAAUUUUAUAGUUUAUUUUUUUGUAACAUCUGCAUGUGAAUCACUUCUUCAUAUGAUUUAGAGUUGAAAGUUUAGCAUACUCAUAUUAUGUAUAAUUGUGAUUCUUCAUGCAAAUUCUGGUAUAUUGAUAACACGGAUAUUACGGAUGAUUGGAAAGAAUGCAGUAGCUGACACAAAUAUCGAAUGCACUGCACAUUAAUUUUAAUUUAUUUCAUUU
This is a messenger RNA of Paramisgurnus dabryanus, 2223 nucleotides long. RefSeq names its product proline rich 19 (gene prr19). NCBI's taxonomy places the organism in Eukaryota, Metazoa, Chordata, Actinopteri, Cypriniformes, Cobitidae. The record is from RefSeq and is a predicted model, not a curated record.